AUGGCUGGACGCCACAGCAAGAAAAAGCCGCGAAAGUCACCGGUCCGCACAGAGUCUAGUGGAAACGACAAACCAGUUUCCCCGCAGCAUCUCGAUGCGAAAACGAAUAAUCGGUGGUGUCAAAGUGCGAGCGAGCACAUGUACGGACACAGCGAGUAUGCUGGAUCCAGCGCGGAACCUGGAGAGCCCGAGUGUGCGAAUCUGGAUCAAGGUUUCAGCGAGGAAAGCAUACGGCGUCAACUUGGGUUUGCGGGCGGAAGCCCAGCACGGACGGAUCCUUCAAUGCACAGGACAUGGGAUGAAAGCGGGGUGGGUUCGUGGUGGUAUGCAUGCGGCUCUAAUACGUCGCCGGGCGGUAUAACUCCACCAUCUACUUCUAUUGCGCGGGAGACAUGGCAGAAUUGUGCCUACCAAGGCUUGUUUCUGCAUGGUGAUGCUGCUGCAGCAGCAGCUCAGAGAGAUGCGGAAGGCAUGGUUUUUGGGACGUCACCUUGCGGCUCUGAAGCGAAGCGGGGAGAGGCGGAGCCGCAGUGGGAUGUUAAUGCGUAUUUUGCGUAUUUUGCGCCGCUGGACACGCGUCAUAUGCAGAUGGUGAGGAGGGGAAAGGGGAGUGCAAAAGACGAGUGGGAAUGUGACUUUUGUGGAUUCGAGUGCUUUUGCUGGGGUCUGACGGAUGAAGUAGCAGAACCAAGAUGCGGUGUCAUUGUAGACGGACUAAUUGGCCGGAUGGAAUUUGGGUGGCAUAUCGGGGGGCGUUGCUGA
Messenger RNA from Bipolaris maydis ATCC 48331, 762 nucleotides. RefSeq lists its product as uncharacterized. Lineage: Eukaryota; Fungi; Ascomycota; Dothideomycetes; Pleosporales; Pleosporaceae. The record is from RefSeq and is a predicted model, not a curated record.